AAACUUUUCAUCUUUUGAUGAACAUCAUCAACACCGGAACAGUUGAUAAUGUCGAAUUCUCGAUCCAAAACCUAAUCAAGAGUUGGUGCAGACGACGGAAAUGGAGGCAACUCUGCAACUUCUCCCCAAAACAACAACAAGAAGAACUCAUCUCUAUCAACCAACAAUGGAGAAUCACUUUAUCAAACUUCCUAGAGUCAUACCAAGUUCACCUUUUCACCAUCUUCUUGCUCUCUCUUGACAUCAUCUUAACGUCCCUCGAAUUAUCUUCUUCUCUGCUAUCCUGCACAUCAGUCAAGAAAACCGAAACCGAAAAUGAAUGGUUUCGUUGGGGAGGAACCGUGAUUCUGAGCAUUCUCGCCGUUAAAUCCAUGGCUCUGGUUGUUGCUAUGGGGAAGUCAUUCUUCAAACAACCUGGAUGUGUAAUGGAUGGUACUCUUGCGAUUGUAGCUCUGAUUCUCCAGGUUCUUCUUGAGAAGAAAGGAACCGGGUUCAUCGUGGUGGUGAGCUUGUGGCGGGUUCUGCGGGUUGUGGAGACUGCAUUUGAACUUAGUGAUGAAGCCAUUGAAGUGCAGAUAGAUGGAAUCAUCAGCCAGUUUCAAGCUCUUAGUAAAGAGAAUAGAACAUUGCUGGAGACUCUUGCAGAGAAAGAUGAAGUAAUUAAGAUGCUAGAGGAAGAGCUUAAUCGAUUCAAAGAAAACGGUGAUAUUCCAUUUGUGAAACCAUAGGGAGGCUAUAUAAACUCAAUAUGCAAAAUCUGAAAUUUUCUGUUGUAUUAAUAGAUUACUUUAAGCAACUAAAUCAAAGAAGUAACUAG
Messenger RNA from Arabidopsis thaliana (thale cress), 817 nucleotides. Its product is annotated as voltage-gated hydrogen channel-like protein. The record is from RefSeq and is marked reviewed. The coding region runs from base 18 to 728 and encodes 236 amino acids. NCBI's taxonomy places the organism in Eukaryota, Viridiplantae, Streptophyta, Magnoliopsida, Brassicales, Brassicaceae. Gene Ontology annotation, cellular component: membrane; plasma membrane. The transcript has a single exon. Gene Ontology annotation, biological process: proton transmembrane transport; monoatomic ion transport; transmembrane transport. Gene Ontology annotation, molecular function: monoatomic ion channel activity; voltage-gated proton channel activity.